AUAUAAAUCGGAUGUUCAACAAUUCCUCUGAAUAUCUUUUAUUUUCAAACAGCAUGUUUGAUGUCAACUUCCUACAGGUUUCUAAUGGACUGGAUCCGGGGAUCUCGCUGACCACUCCGUAAAACCAUGAAGCUGAUCGCUUAAUGCUCCCCACUGCAUUCAGUCAUUCAUGAACUGAUGGUGGCAACCUGCUGACUGUAGCCAGAGCUGUCCUGAGGCACUCUGACAGAAGUGAGGUUGCCAUACACUGGUGCCACCGGGCCGCCUGAUCACCACCAGCAGGCAAGGAAGUGACGCGUCUUGCCAAUGGACACAAUGACCGAGAUGGAUGGAGCAGGGGAACCGACUGAACAGCAGCCUCGAUUCUGUCAGCCAGUCGCAGGGUCUGAAUGAAACGAGUCGGAAUCACAGAUCAGCUCUCUUCUUUCUCAGUUUGAUGUGUUACUGCAUAACUGUCCUUGUAAAUGUUUGUCUUAUUCUGAUCAUCAUCUUGGAUAAUGAGCUCCAUGAACCAAUGUAUAUUCUGCUCUGUGCUUUUUGUAUGAAUGCUCUUUAUGGAACAGCAGGUUUCUAUCCUAAAUUUCUGUCAGAUCUGCUCUCUCCUGUUCAUGUCAUCUCUUAUUCAGGCUGCCUUCUGCAGGCUCAGGUGUUGUACACCUUUGCCUGCAGUGAUCUGUCCAUCCUUUCCCUCAUGGCGUAUGACCGGUAUCUGGCUAUAUGUCGACCACUGGAGUACCACUCUGUCAUGUCGAAGCAGAGAGUCAUGAAGCUGACGUCCUUUUUUUGGUUAACAUCAGCUUUCAUUGUUGCACUCAACCUUUUUCUAACAUAUAAACUAAAGUUAUGCCGUCCAUAUAUUAACAGACUUUUCUGUGUAAAUUGGAGCAUUGUGUCACUGGCGUGUUUCCCUAGCGAAACCUCUAUUAAUGAAAUUGUUGCAAACAUUACAAUACUAAUUUGUAUUCUUUGUGGUGUCUUCAUUGUUUGGUCAUACAUGUACAUCAUUAAAAGAUGUGCCAGUUCUAUGGAAAACCGGGCAAAGUUCAUGCAAACAUGUGUGCCACAUUUAAUUUCCUUGUCCACCUUUAUUCUAACUAUUUUGAUUGAUAUUAUUAAUAAUCGACGUAGUUCUGCAGAUUUGGCCAAGACUUUGCAAAAUUUUAUUGCUAUGGAAUUUCUUGUCAUUCCUCCCUUCAUAAAUCCACUCAUUUAUGGUUUCAAACUGACCAAAGUUAGAAACAGAAUUAUUACUUUUGUUACUCUCAGAUGUAAAUAAAUGUAAGCACAUUUCUUUCAGACGUAUUAAAAAGCAAUGCUUUCAUAAACUUUUAUUUACUUUGAUUUUUGCUUUCUAUUUAGUUUUUUUUUUCUGCUCAGAAAUUUUUUUUCUUUAAUUCUUGUUUCAAGGCGGUGAGAGUUAACUUUAAAAAAUUUGUUUAAAAUUUGACUUCAGAAAUGUUUC
Poecilia latipinna (sailfin molly) is the source of this 1462-nucleotide messenger RNA. RefSeq names its product olfactory receptor 6N1-like. NCBI's taxonomy places the organism in Eukaryota, Metazoa, Chordata, Actinopteri, Cyprinodontiformes, Poeciliidae. Gene Ontology annotation, molecular function: olfactory receptor activity; odorant binding; G protein-coupled receptor activity. Gene Ontology annotation, biological process: G protein-coupled receptor signaling pathway; detection of chemical stimulus involved in sensory perception of smell. The coding region runs from base 329 to 1276 and encodes 315 amino acids. The record is from RefSeq and is a predicted model, not a curated record. Gene Ontology annotation, cellular component: membrane. The transcript is spliced from 3 exons.